CUGCUUGGAAAUAUACUAUAUAGUGGACAGAGACUGAGUGAGUCAUGAUAGAGUCUACAACUGUAUACCCUAAAUUGUAGAGUGUAUUGUAAAGCUAAGAGAAACUUUUAAUGAGAUGUAAUACAGAGAGCUUAGGAAUGCGACAAAAGUGCUGACUCAGCGGGUUGAAGGCGAAUUCGAGGCCUAACACUGUUUGCAUGGCAUGUUUCGCCGCGGUUUAAAAACGUGACUAACCUCCUCUGAAAGACAGAAGAAGAAAAUUGUAUUUGGUACGGAUGUUGGUGAAAUGGCUAAACAAGUUACGAAAGAUGCGAUUAAAAAACUAGACACGAAACUCGAAUGCUUGAUUUGCCUCGAUACUUUUAAGCAACCAAAACUCUUGCCAUGCUAUCACGUAUUUUGCAAGUCCCCAUGUCUAGAGAAACUAGUGACCAAGGAUGGACGCUCCCUCACUUGUCCCACAUGUCGACACAUUGUCCCAUUGUCAGAGAAGGGAGUGGCUGGACUGCAAUCAGACUUCCACGUCGACCACUUGUUUGAGAUACGAGAUGCAUUCGAUAAAGCUGCAGAAUCAAGCAAGACCCAAUGUGGUAAUUGCGAGGAGAGGAAAGCAACCGGAUACUGCCGAGAUUGUAGAGAUUUCUUGUGCAAUAAUUGCCAAGCAGCCCAUCAAGCGCUGAAACUGACAAGGUCUCAUCAGAUAGUGAGCCGCCAGGAAUUUCAAGAACAGGCCACAAACAUUAGCACAGCCAAGAAAACGAUCCCCACUUGUGGGAAACAUGGAAAUCAACUCAAGAUUUACUGUGACACUUGCAAGGAGCUUAUCUGCACUGACUGCACCAUCCGACUGCAUAAAGACCACAAUUACGACCUAGUGGCUGAUGUGUUCCCAAGGCACAAGGAAGACUUUGUCUCAAGUCUUAAACCUGUCAAAGAGAAGCUAGACAAAGUCCAACAAGCACUGAAGGAUUUUGAUACCCUUGCAAAAUAUAUUCACAACCAAAGAGCCACCCUUGAAGCCGAAAUUCACAAGGAGAUUGAUGAACAGCAUCUACUGUUGGAUCAGCGAAGAACUGAGCUUGUGGGAGAGCUGGAAAUGAUGACUCAGCAGAAGUUAAAAGACCUGGCCACACAAAAGGACCAGGUGGAGAUCACUCAGGUGAAACUGGCCAGCUGUCUCGAGUAUGCUGAAGUGGCUUUUGAAACAGGCACAGAAUGCGAAGUACUGGAAAUGAAAGCUCCUGCACUCAAGAGAAUUGAACAGAUAUUGACUGAAUUCGACCAAGACACUAUUCAACCGGAAAUAGAUACCAAAAUGAAAUUGAUUACAAAUGGAAAAGAACAACUAAAGAAGUCAUGCAAAUCCUAUUUAAGAAUACGUGAUGAUAAGAUACGUUAUAGUCUAAAAGGGGAAAACUUAGCCGGUGUAGAAGUAAACAUGGCAAUGGAAUUCGAACUUCAACUCAAGAAGGAGUAUCAAAACGUUGAGGUAGUUGCAGCAGUCACCCAGACCCCGAUCAAAUGUGAGAUUAUCAGGAGAGAUAAUAAGUACGAAAUCACCUACACACCCACAAACAGAGGUAAACACAAAUUGGACCUGACCAUCAAUGGCGAACACGUCAAAGGUAGUCCAUUCACUGUGGUAGCCAUGUCUCAGCCACACACACUGGGAGCACCAAGCAGAGUGAUUAGCAAUUUGAAGAGACCAUCGGGUGUCGCUAUUAGUAACAGCUGUCAUGUGAUUGUAGCAGAGCGUGGUAGUGGUCAAAUACUAAUCUACAAUGGCCUCUAUGAACAGAUUCAAGCAUUUGAUUCACGAGGUAAGGCUCCAGUGGGAGUGGCUGUUGACAAAGAUGAUAAUAUCUACAUCAGUGAUCGGGAUAAUAACAAAAUUAGAAAAUUUACCGCCAAUGGAGAUUUUCUCAAAGAAGUGGGCACUAAAGGUGACCAGAGGCUUCAGUUCAACAAACCAAGCGGAAUAGGCUACGACAAAACUAAUGACAAGAUAUAUGUUGGUGACCAGUAUAACAAUCGAAUUCAAGUAUUGAACCCUGACCUAACGUUCCACAGUACCAUCAGCGAUAAUGAAUUUAAAAACCCUCUCGAUGUAUCAUUUGACCGUACUGGCAAUGCGUAUGUAGUUAAUUGGGCUAGCCACACUGUGAAGGUGUUUCAAAAGAACGGAAAGUUGCCGAGAACAUUUGGAACAUACGGUAGUGGUCCUGGACAAUUAAGUAACCCAGCCGCUAUAGCUGUCAGCAAUACAGACACGGUGUAUGUUGUUGAGAUGUACGGACAUCGUAUCUCGGUAUUCAAAACAAAUGGAGAGUUCAUUUGUUCUUUUGGCAAUAAGGGGAAGAAAGGAGGACAAUUCAAUGAUCCAACUGGAAUAGCUAUCGACGAUUACGGAAACAUUGUAGUUGCAGAUCGAGGAAAUGAACGACUUCAAGUAUUUUAAUCGCAAUCAAACUCACAACAAGAAAACUCACAACAAGAACAUCAUUAUAUUCACAAGGUUAAUUGUUAGCAGAAUAAUUACAAUACAUGUUAAUUAAUAGAGUAUACCAGCACGUAUCGUAUAUUUAAUUAUUAUUACAGUAACAAUUGACAGUUAAGAAUAAGUUAAAUGUAUUAUACGUAAUUGUAAAUGUAUCGGUUCUAAAUUUUUGGG
Messenger RNA from Halichondria panicea, 2671 nucleotides. RefSeq names its product E3 ubiquitin-protein ligase TRIM71-like. Bases 287 to 2458 code for a protein of 723 amino acids. Lineage: Eukaryota; Metazoa; Porifera; Demospongiae; Suberitida; Halichondriidae. The transcript is spliced from 3 exons. Gene Ontology annotation, molecular function: protein binding; ubiquitin protein ligase activity; zinc ion binding. The record is from RefSeq and is a predicted model, not a curated record.